Nerophis ophidion (straightnose pipefish) is the source of this 2465-nucleotide messenger RNA. RefSeq names its product disintegrin and metalloproteinase domain-containing protein 10. Bases 243 to 2309 code for a protein of 688 amino acids. Gene Ontology annotation, cellular component: plasma membrane. The transcript is spliced from 15 exons. Gene Ontology annotation, molecular function: metalloendopeptidase activity. Gene Ontology annotation, biological process: membrane protein ectodomain proteolysis; Notch signaling pathway. NCBI's taxonomy places the organism in Eukaryota, Metazoa, Chordata, Actinopteri, Syngnathiformes, Syngnathidae. The record is from RefSeq and is a predicted model, not a curated record.
AAAAUCAUGAAAAUGUCAUGUUCACUAAUCUCCACUCUCAUCUGAGCUCAGCGUCAGGUUCCGACUUGAUUGCAAAUAUUUGCUGUUUCUGCAAGUCUGAAUACGUUUCCGCUGCCCCGCCAAGCUCACAACACCGCACAUUACGGGGGAGACCGCGGCUUGGAGUCCGCUGAAGUGGAGAGGUGGUACGGACGAAUAAGAUGAAGAAGAAGAAGUGAGGUGGACAAUCAGGAGAAGACACCAUGAAAGUUCAACUUUGCUGCCUCUUGAUUUUCUUGCUCCACAGUCAAGGCCCGAGUACAGGCGCUGCGAGAUUGAUCAGCCCGUACAUCAAUCACUAUGAAGCGAUAUCGUACGACAAGCAGGAUCUCCACAGGAAGCACCUGCGAGUCCGCAGAGCCGCACAACCUCACACAAACCUUCUGGAGCUGGACUUCACUGCUUUUCAAAGAAAUUUCCGCUUGCGCCUGAGACGAGCCGCCAAGGACUUCUCCAGCGACUUCAAGGUGAUCAGUGAAGAUGGAGCGACCACGCCCGACCUGUCCCACUUAUACUCCGGCACACUGGAAGGCGAAGAUGGUUCGGCAUGUCACGGCUCCGUGCUGGAGGGCCAGUUUGAAGGCAGCAUCCGGAGCCAGAACGUGACGUACCACGUGGAAGCGGCCCAAAGAUACGAGGCCAGCGAUCAUCACUCCAUUAUCUACCGUGAAGAAGACAUGGUCCUGCCUACAAGAGGAACUGGACUCCCUCCUGGAUUCUGUGGCGCACAACAUCUAAAUGUGCUUGCUCAAAGCUUGAUACCCCAGCAGGAGGCGUCAGAGAGCCGCGGGCGGAGAAUGCCGGAGGAGGCCAAGAUCAGCUGCUUGCUGCACCUCACCACCGACCACCUCUACUUCAAGAAGUUUAAGUCGGUGAAGGCUGUCGUUGCUCAGGUGGCUUCAUACAUGCGCGCUGUCAACGACGUCUACGACAAAGUGGAGUUUGAUGGAAUCAAGCUGAUCCACUUCAAACUGAAAUCCCUGACUGUGAUGAGAGAGGAGAAGAAGGAGGAUCCUCUGCAUGCUCUCUACAUCGGACCGGAGAAGCUGCUGAGUCUCUACUCGGAAAACAACUGGGGCAACUUCUGCCUGUCCUACCUGUUCACCAACCGAGACUACAGCGGCAUGCUCGGCCUCGCUUGGGAGGGCAAGCCUGGUAACUCAGGAGGAAUCUGUUCCAAAUACACCACCCUGCACGACGGCCGCAAGUCCACCCUCAACACAGGCCUGGUCACCAUUCAGAACUACGGACAGUUCCUGCCGCCCCGGCACGUCCAGCUGACCUUUGCUCACGAACUCGGACACAGCCUCGGCUCUCCGGUCAGUCCCUGGAACCUUGGUCAGCACGAUGAAGGCUCAAACUGUGGCGACCUGGGCUCCAGGGGUGGGAAGGGCAGGUACCUUAUGUUCCCAGAGGCCACGGACCAGGUGAGGCCAAACAACGACAAGUUGUCCACCUGCAGCGUCCGACGCAUCAGCGGCCUCCUGCGCCUCAAAAAGGACGACUGCUUUGUGGCUAGCGAGCAGCCCAUAUGUGGCAACCAGAUGGUGGAGGAAGGCGAGGAGUGCGACGUGGGUCACGAUGACUCGGAUCCUUGUUGCUACAGCUCUAAAGAGGCGGCGGGGGUCCAGUGCCGCCUCAAGCCCGGCAAAACCUGCAGUCCCAGUCAGGGUCUCUGCUGCGGCCCGGACUGCAGCUACAAGGCAACAGGUGAAAGCUGCGAUGAGGAGACAGAUUGUCAGGAGGAGGGGCUCUGCUCAGGUGUUUCCUCUCUGUGCCCGGAGCCACACCCCAAAGAAAACCUCACCGUCUGCAGUCAAGGGACCCGCAUCUGCCUGAAAGGGGUGUGUGCGGCGUCCAUCUGCGUGAAACACCACUUGGAGCAGUGCGACUGUCCGGGUGACUCCAAGAAGGAGAAAUGCCACCUGUGCUGCCAACAGCUGGAUAAGCCCGAGACGUGCGCCAGCACCACCUCCUCCUUGCUGUCCCGCCACUUCCAGAGAAAGGCCUUGGCCCUGGUGGGCGGGGCCCCGUGCAUGGCCAACCAAGGCUACUGCGACAAAUUCCACGUAUGCCGCCUGCUGGACGCCGACGGCCCCAUCGCCAGACUGAAGAACUCCUUCCUCAAUCUGCAGCACUUCGACGACCUGGGCGAGUGGAUGAAGGCUCACUGGUGGGUCAUCUUGCUGGCCAUCCUGACCCUGGCAGCCAUCAUGGGGAGCACCGUCUGCCUGUGUGGCAAACGUCUAGACACCACACACCUGGAAUGACUCACUCACCUUUCCUUCACACCAGCCAUCACGGGAUUGGUCCGGGAUCUUCAGCAAUGUCCUCAAGAUGGAACUAAUACACUUCCAAGUGCACAUUCUCACACUGCUUUUGUUGCAGCCUGCAAGAGUCAAUCAAAUACAAAAGAAAUGAUCACA